ACUGUGUGAUCAUCUUCAAAGUCGCCUCCCCUCUCCGAAAAUCAGGUCUGUUUAGGGUUUCACUCAUGAAAUUUUGACUUGUGUUAUCGUGGAGGAUAACACAAGGAUCAAUAUUCGAUGCAUCGUCGUCAAUCUGUUACAGAUUCAAGAGGUCCGUCCGUUUUCGAGACCGUGAUAAUUUGUUAAAACGCUUCACGAUAAACUUGUCUGAACCCUAGCACACUCUGUGGAAAGAGAUUGAUUCGCAGUCUAAAUUUGAAUAGCACUCUAUUAUUAUUAUUAUCAUUGUUUCAUCAGAUUCCUCUUCACAGUAUUAUGCUCCAACUUUAAAGCUGGCAGAAAUGAUGUAAAUAAAGAAAGUGGAUUUUGAGGUAGAUGUGAAUACUGAUGAUAAGUUGAAUGAAGAAGGUCUUAAAAUUCCUAGUAGGGAAAUAGUUCCAAUGGAUGAACCAUAUGUUGGGCAGGAGUUUGAAUCAGAAGCAGCAGCUCAUGCAUUUUAUAAUGCUUUUGCAACGAGAAUAGGUUUUGUUAUUCGUGUAAGCAAGUUAUCUCGAUCAAGACGCGAUGGUUCUCCAAUUGGUAGAGUACUUGUUUGUAAUAAAGAGGGCUUUCGAAUGUCAGAUAAGCGUGAGAACAUCGUAAGACAAAGGGCUGAAACGAGGGUCGGUUGCAGAGCAAUGGUAUUAGUUAGGAAAGUUAGUUCUGAGAAAUGGGUAAUCACAAAAUUUGUAAAUGAACAUACUCAUCCUUUCACUCCUGGCAAAUCCCGACGAGAAUUAAUCUACAAUCAAUACCCGAAUGAACACAUCUACAAUCAAUACCCGAAUGAACACGACAAAAUUAGGGAGCUAUCCCAACAGCUGGCCAUAGAAAAGAAGCGAUCAGCAACAUUAAAAAGAAAUCUGGAGAUGGUAUUCCAGUAUAUUGAAGAGCAUAACCUUAGCUUUUCCAAAAGAAUACAAGAUGUGGCUGAUAGUAUUCGCGAGCUGGAGUCUCGAGAAAAAGAGACGCCACUAUAG
Messenger RNA from Impatiens glandulifera, 1019 nucleotides. Its product is annotated as protein FAR1-RELATED SEQUENCE 5. Bases 441 to 1019 code for a protein of 192 amino acids. The transcript is spliced from 5 exons. NCBI's taxonomy places the organism in Eukaryota, Viridiplantae, Streptophyta, Magnoliopsida, Ericales, Balsaminaceae. The record is from RefSeq and is a predicted model, not a curated record.